This is a messenger RNA of Canis lupus familiaris (dog), 2332 nucleotides long. It is a transcript of the gene KCNJ12, whose product is annotated as potassium inwardly rectifying channel subfamily J member 12. The transcript has 3 exons. Gene Ontology annotation, cellular component: plasma membrane. The record is from RefSeq and is marked provisional. Gene Ontology annotation, molecular function: inward rectifier potassium channel activity. Lineage: Eukaryota; Metazoa; Chordata; Mammalia; Carnivora; Canidae. Bases 585 to 1907 code for a protein of 440 amino acids. Gene Ontology annotation, biological process: regulation of monoatomic ion transmembrane transport; potassium ion import across plasma membrane.
GACGGUCGGGCACGGGCACCGGCAGGGCUGGUCGGGAGCCUCGGUGUCCGCCGGCCCUGCCCUCGCUUGCCGGGAGUCUGAGGGCCAGUCUGGCCUGUCUGGGCUCGGCCGCUCCCGCGUUAUGUGGCAGCCUCGAGCCCCCACCCCACCUCUCCCAGGCAGGACUGUGCCCCGUGCCCCAGGAAGGCAUUUGGUGAUCUUCAGGGGUUUGAAUUCACAUCAUGGGCUGCUGUGGCCAUCCCGGGGUGGGGCGGGGGGCAGCAUUGGACGGGGUGUCCAGAGACCUGGGUUCUUGUGUCCCAGCUGCCACUCACUCCAGUGCAGCUUUGUGACCUUGGGCAAGUCACUCCUCUGCUCUGAGCCUCUGUUUCCUUGUAGAGUGGAGCUGAUUUUGCCCACCUCGCAGGGUCUUCUAGUGACCGAUUCCUCUCCAGCUGGGGUGCAGGAAAUGGAAGCUGCUGCUGACACAGCCUUGAAGACAGCCACUUGCCUGCUCAGCACCGUUACUUAGAAGAUAGGAUUCAAGAGGAGCCGCCCCCCGCAGAGCCGGCCCGGGGGCGAGCCAGGGCCCCCUCAGCCCCGGGAUGACCUCGGCCGGCAGGGCCAACCCCUACAGUAUCGUGUCAUCGGAGGAGGACGGGCUGCACCUGGUCACCAUGUCGGGUGCCAACGGCUUCGGCAACGGCAAGGUGCACACGCGGCGCCGAUGCCGAAACCGCUUCGUCAAGAAGAACGGCCAGUGCAACAUCGAGUUUGCCAACAUGGACGAGAAGUCGCAGCGCUACCUGGCCGACAUGUUCACCACCUGCGUGGACAUCCGCUGGCGCUACAUGCUGCUCAUCUUCUCGCUGGCCUUCCUCGCCUCCUGGCUCCUGUUCGGCAUCAUCUUCUGGGUGAUCGCGGUGGCCCACGGCGACCUGGAGCCGGCCGAGGGCCGCGGCCGCACGCCCUGCGUGAUGCAGGUCCACGGCUUCAUGGCCGCCUUCCUCUUCUCCAUUGAGACGCAGACCACCAUCGGCUACGGGCUGCGCUGCGUGACAGAGGAGUGCCCGGUGGCCGUCUUCAUGGUGGUGGCGCAGUCCAUAGUGGGCUGCAUCAUCGACUCCUUCAUGAUCGGCGCCAUCAUGGCCAAGAUGGCCCGGCCCAAGAAGCGGGCGCAGACCCUGCUGUUCAGCCACAACGCCGUGGUGGCGCUGCGCGACGGCAAGCUCUGCCUCAUGUGGCGAGUGGGCAACCUGAGGAAGAGCCACAUUGUGGAGGCCCACGUGCGUGCCCAGCUCAUCAAGCCGAGGGUCACCGAGGAGGGCGAGUACAUCCCACUGGACCAGAUCGACAUCGACGUUGGCUUCGACAAGGGCCUCGAUCGCAUCUUCCUCGUGUCCCCCAUCACCAUCCUGCAUGAGAUUGAUGAGGCCAGCCCGCUGUUUGGCAUCAGCCGGCAGGACCUGGAGACCGACGACUUCGAGAUCGUGGUCAUCCUGGAGGGCAUGGUGGAGGCCACGGCCAUGACCACGCAGGCCCGCAGCUCCUACCUGGCCAACGAGAUCCUGUGGGGCCAUCGCUUCGAGCCUGUCCUCUUCGAGGAGAAGAACCAGUACAAGAUCGACUACUCCCACUUCCACAAGACCUACGAGGUGCCCUCCACACCCCGCUGUAGCGCCAAGGACCUGGUGGAGAACAAAUUCCUGCUGCCCAGUGCCAACUCCUUCUGUUAUGAGAACGAGCUAGCCUUCCUGAGCCGCGAUGAGGAAGACGAGGCCGAUGGAGGCCAGGAUGGCCGUAGCCCCCAGGCUCGGCAUGACUUUGACAGACCCCAGGCCAGUGGUGGUGGUAGUGGCGGUGGUGGUGGUGGUGGUGGUGUCGGUGUCCUUGAGCAGCGGCCUUACAGACGGGAGUCAGAGAUCUGAGCCACCAUGGGCCAAGGUGCAGCAUCCGCCCCGCCAGGGAGAGGCCCGGCGUCCCACGAGGGCCCUGGGUUUGAGCAGAAUGGGCCUGGUGCCCCGGUUGCAGACUCAGUAGCGUUUUAGAUGUUUUAUGUUCCUUCACAGUGGCCUGGAAAGGUUGGCGGGAGAGUGGGCGGCCAAAGUGGGCCGCCCCUGGCCUCAGAGGCCGGAGCAGGUGCAGGGGCAGAGAGGUGACCUCUGGGGGUCCGGGCCAGGAGCCAGGGGCUUCUGCCUGAUGACAGAACAGCAGCCUGCCCAGAAGUGGCUGGACAGCCAUCCAGCCUCUGUGGGUCAAUGCUGGCAGGCUGCAGUGCACCUCACUGGUUUUUAACUUGGGGAGAAACACCAGUUUUGGCUUUCUCAACCUUAGCUUGAGUAAGACUGUUUAC